AUGGCUUUUGCAGCUCUUCGCCAUUCGAUUCCCUCCCCCACUCGCCUGCUUCGUCCAACCAUGUCGGCCCCUUCGCAAGCGCGACUCCAAUCCCAAUGCCGCCAGGUUUCCUUCUCCUCAUACCUGGUCUCUCCUAAGGAGCUCAGUGAGGCUCUCAAGAAGAACCCUCCCACCAAAAUCUCGACUUCACCGCGUGUCGUGCCCCUGUGUGCUGCAUGGUUUAUGCCCAAUGAUCCGGAAGGUCGCAAAGGGAUCGACAUUUUCCGGAAACAUCGCAUCCCUCAGGCUCGAUUCUUUGACUUGGAUGCGGUCAAAGAUGCAGAAUCUCCGUACCCGCACAUGCUUCCUACCGCGGAGACAUUUGCCGAUGCGAUGAGCGAGCUUGGCAUCCGGCGCGACGACGAAGUGGUGGUUUACGACACCGAAGAGCUUGGAACCUUCAGCGCCCCCCGUGUCGGCUGGACCCUACGAGUAUUUGGACACCCUCGGGUUCAUCUCCUGGACAACUACCGAUUGUGGGUGCGCGAAGGGUACCCGACGGAGACUGGGGAGCCCCAGCAAGUGGAACGGACCAGCUAUCCGGUACCUAAUUACGAUUCGAAACUGGUGAUUCCGUACUUGGAGUUGAAGGAGAUUGCCAAAGAGCAUAGGAAAGAAGGUGCCAAAGAAGUCGAGAUCUUAGAUGCGCGAUCUUACGGCCGCUGGGCGGGAACGGAUCCCGAACCACGCCCGGGAUUGUCCUCAGGCCAUAUUCCUGGCUCCAAGAGCUUGCCUUUCCAAGAAUUACUGGAUCCGGAGACGAAGACUUUUCGAUCGAAGUCUGAUCUGCGCAAAAUCUUCGAAGAGAAAGAAAUUGACGACUCCAAAUCGAUCAUCAGCUCUUGCGGCACUGGUGUGACGGCUACGAUUAUUGAAACCGCCUUGGGCGAAGCAGAGUACGGAGAUCCCAACCUUCGGAGGGUGUACGAUGGAAGCUGGACUGAAUGGGCACAGCGCGUCAAGCCCGCCGACGGACUGAUCAAAAAAGUGAACUAGGCUGGUGGGUAUUAGGCAUCUUCUAUUAUUGCCUUGACCGCGAAAUCACAUCAAGAUGGCCCUUGAUCCUUGUAUGACAUAGCGUUCGUUCUUUGCUUCUAUGGAGGACUUUUGUGUUACGGUGACAGCAUGUCAAUUAUCCUAUAGAGUGUAACCCGAGUAGACAUCCUAUCGAGCUUCGCUACCGCAGUAUAGUUAUUGA
Messenger RNA from Aspergillus nomiae NRRL 13137, 1237 nucleotides. Its product is annotated as sulfurtransferase. Gene Ontology annotation, cellular component: mitochondrion. Gene Ontology annotation, biological process: transsulfuration. Bases 1 to 1035 code for a protein of 344 amino acids. The transcript has 2 exons. The record is from RefSeq and is a predicted model, not a curated record. Gene Ontology annotation, molecular function: thiosulfate-cyanide sulfurtransferase activity. Lineage: Eukaryota; Fungi; Ascomycota; Eurotiomycetes; Eurotiales; Aspergillaceae.